AUGCGACCAUUAAAUGAAGAACACGAACAAGAUUUCCCAAUUAUAUCGAAAUUACUUGUAACACUUCGUCAACAAAUUGUACCUUAUCAAAACGAAUAUUUUCAUGGUCGAGGUAUUGUUCUCACUGUUGGACCAAGUCAAUUAGAAUUAGCGAGAGUCAAUUUGAAAAUGAUUGAACACAGUGGUACUCAAUUGAAUGUUCAGAUAUGGUAUUCAUCCAGUCAAAUAUCAGAAGAACAGAUGAUGAACUCGCUUAUUGAGACAUCUAGACUCAAUGUCAGUAUAUGUUGUUUUGACAGAGCACAAUGUAGAACUCGUAGACAAAUCUGGAAACUUAAUUCUACUCAUGUCCAUAAACCUCAUGCAGGCAAUUUAUUGAAAAGUUUUCCUUAUAAACCGGCAGCAAUUGUUAGUGCUACUUUUGCUGAAGUACUAUUUCUCGAUUCUGAUGCAUAUGUUACAAGAGAUCCCAUAGAUCUUUUUGUUUCCGAUCCAAUGUAUCUCAAAUUUGGUGCUCUUUUCUUUCCUGAUGCUUAUCUAAGUCGACAACAUCCAUCUGUAUGGAAUUUGCUUAAUACAACUUGUGGUGAACAUGAAUAUGAAUUGGAUAGUGCUACAAUAUUAGUUGACAAAAAACGUGUAUGGAAUGGAAUUUAUAUGGCAAAAUUGAUGAAUGAUAAUCAUGAACUAUUCUAUAAACAUGUUUCUAGUGGAGACAAAGAUACAUAUCGAUUAGGUUUUCGUUAUAUGGAUGUAAAAUAUUAUAUAGUGAUGAUACCAUGUGCUACUGGUUCAUUCGAUGGUACUCGUUUUUGUGGUUGGUCUCUUUGCAAAACAGAUAGUCUUGCACAACAUAUCUACAUUAAUCAUGUUCAUCUUUUCAAAUAUGAACAUAUCAGCUACACACGAGCUAAUUUAGGUUAUACUCGUAUUGGUCUUGGUGAUCCAAAUAACAAUUCGUUUUUCUUUGCUCACUGUCGUUUACCAGGAGCAUCCACCAGUUGUUUUCAUAUUGUUAAGAAACCUAAUCCACAAAUCACUGAUAGUGUAUGUUACACAGGUGGAAUCCAAUUAGAAGAUACUGAGGAUCAUCAAUAUGCGCUGAAUGAAUCUUUGUUUUUUGAAGAAUCGAGAAACAAUCGAAUAUUAAUGAGCAAAACAAACAAUUCAAUGCCUCACUUUGUUGAUAAUUUACUGAAAUAUCUCUAA
Molecule: messenger RNA, 1209 nt
Organism: Rotaria sp. Silwood1
Lineage: Eukaryota; Metazoa; Rotifera; Eurotatoria; Philodinida; Philodinidae
Source: the annotation of a GenBank genome assembly